AUGUCGGGCGUAACUUCGCAUUGUACUCGCAACCUUAAGCUGUCCGAAUUCCCUGUCACAAGUAUUAGAGUUUUUCCUUCGUUUCAAAGGCAACGGAACUUGUCACCUCAGCAUGUGACAUUGACUCAGGCAAGUCGACCCUCUACAACAUCUGCAAGCGGCGCUUUUGCCGGUGGCGGAAAUAAUGUACUCAAAGAAAAGCAUCGGGUCGUUGUGAUGGGUGCUGCUUUUGUUGGAAAAACUCAAAUCAUUCAACAGUUUUUGUAUGAUAAAUUCACAAAUCGAUAUCGUGAAACAAUUGAACAACUUCAUCGUGGAGAAUACGAACUUCCUGAUGGCAGUUCGUUAACCUUGGAUAUUUUGGACACGUCUGGUGCUUUUUCCUUUCCUGCCAUGAGAGAACUUUCGAUAAGAACUUCAAACGCUUUUAUUCUCGUAUUUAGUAUUGACAAUGAAGAUUCAUGGAAUGAAGUGGAAUGCCUUAGAAAAAAGAUAAUCCAACUACGUGGACCAAGAGUGCCGAUUGUGGUUGUUUGUAACAAAAUGGAUUUAUCCUAUGAACAAAGGCAAAUGACAAAAGAAGUUGUUGAGUCGAUUGUAAAAUUGGAUUGGGAAUGUGGCUUUGUUGAAUGUUCAGCGAAAAACAAUGAGAAUAUUGUGAACGUGUUCAAGGAGCUGCUUGUACAGGCAAAAAUCAGAUAUAAUUUAAGUCCCGCGGUGAGACGCCGACGUCAGUCACUCCCAUCGUUUGCAAAUUCAUCAAGUUCACCGAAGUUUUCACUCAAGCGACAUUCAUGCUCGGUUUCGUAA
Molecule: messenger RNA, 810 nt
Organism: Clunio marinus
Lineage: Eukaryota; Metazoa; Arthropoda; Insecta; Diptera; Chironomidae
Source: the annotation of a GenBank genome assembly